AUGUCCGCCGCUUUCAUCGAGGCCAUCAAGGAGCGCCGCUCCAUCUACACCCUCACCUCCGAGUCCACCAUCCCCGACGACAAGAUCGUCGAGAUUGUCUCCGAGGCCGUCAAGCACACCCCCUCCUCCUUCAACGCGCAGUCCUCCCGCGCCGUCGUCCUCUUCGGCGACGAGCACAAGAAGGUCUGGCAGCUCGUCCUCGACACCCUCAAGCCCAUCGUCCCCGCCGACCAAUGGGGCGCCACUGAGGGCAAGGUCAACGGCUGUUUCGCCGCCGGCCACGGCACCGUCCUCUUCUUCGAGGACUCCGUGCCCGUGAAGAAGCUCCAGGACGCCUUCCCCAUCUACGCCGACAACUUCCCCGGCUGGUCGCAGCACUCCUCCGCCAUCCUCCAGUUCAUCAUCUGGACCGCGCUCGCCAAGGAGGGCCUCGGCGCCACCCUCCAGCACUACAACCCGCUCAUCACCCAGCAGGUGCUCUCCACCUGGGGCCUCCCCGACACCUGGAGCCUGGUCGCGCAGAUGCCAUUCGGCAAGCCGUCCGCGCCCGCGGGUGCCAAGGAGUUCUCGCCCGUCGAGGAGCGCGUCAAGGUCUUCGGCAAGUAG
Epithele typhae is the source of this 606-nucleotide messenger RNA. RefSeq names its product Nitroreductase. The record is from RefSeq and is a predicted model, not a curated record. The coding region runs from base 1 to 606 and encodes 201 amino acids. Gene Ontology annotation, biological process: cellular response to oxidative stress. NCBI's taxonomy places the organism in Eukaryota, Fungi, Basidiomycota, Agaricomycetes, Polyporales, Epitheliaceae. The transcript has 3 exons.